UUGCAUUCGAGAGCAGCGAAAAACCAAAACAACACACACACCACACACACCACCCCAUACACAACAACCGCCGCCGUGUGAGAGUGAACAGGCUCACAGCUUCAGCACAAACACCAGCACCAAGCGAGCAGAGAUACAGCGAAGGUGCUCGCCUCUGUCUUCCCUUCUUGUGUCACAUCACUCACUUACCCCUCCCCCCUCGUCAAAGAAACCGGGCACGCACACAAAAGUGUCAAGAGUGAUCAGUUCAUUCCGUGGUUCGAACGAGAGCCAGAACAAGAAACAACGUCAACGCAGAGACCAAACAUCAUGACUGACGACUGGAGAGAGCAGCCCGGCGAUUGGCUGAAUCGACAGGAGUCCAGCUCCGGCAACCUAGUCUCUUCCCGCGCCUCCGUCUUCCUGCCGUCAAUGCAGGGGCAAACACCGUCCCGCAAUGACACCCAGGGCUCGUUUUCCCAGCCUGCAAGCACAGCACGUGGCUCCGUCAAACGCCUGUCCAAGAGUGCGCUUGAUGCUGUUGAGAUCUCGGAGCAGAUUGUGACGAGCCUCAUGUCCCUUCUCGACGCCCUUCAAGAUGUGGCGAGCGGGUCUGAGCUGAAGCCAGGGUCCCAGCGCCGCGCAUGUGUCGAGGCGUCGGUCAAGAGCCUUCCGGAACAGCUCAACCGGCUGCUUGAGGUGACGUCGCCGUCCAAGUCCGCGCCAACCAGCGCCAGGCGCCUCUCCAGCCGGCAGUCGUCACGCAACAGCAUUGGUCGCCGCUCCAUGCACGAGUCAACCUCCAGCCAGCAGUACCAGCAGGCACCCCUCUACGAGGACAUGGACGACACGGAGCGUCGUCUCCGCAUGGAGCGCGAGCGGCAGGAGCGCAUCAAGCGCCGCGACAACCGCGGCCGCCCGCCACCAAACUUCAACCUGAUGAUGGCAGAGGCCGAGAUGGCCAAGCGCACGGGCCGCCGCACCAGCACCAGCAUGCAGGACCAGCAGGAGGCGGAACGCGCCGAGGCGGAGCGGCGUGCGAUGGAGCAGCAGCAGGCCGAGGAGGAAGAGUACAUGCGCCAGCAGCAGCAGAUGCAACAGCAGCAGCAAGACUCGUAUGCUGGGCUUGACGAGACGGAGCGCCGCCUUCGCAUGGAGGCCGAGCGCCAGGAGCGCAUCAAGCAACGCGUCGUGUCGUCGUUCGGCCGUCCGCCGCCAAACUUCCGCGUCCUGUCCAGCCAGAGCAAACAGCAGCAGCAGCAGCAGCAGUCGCCUGCCAGCGGCGGCAGCGGCGGCGGCGGUGACAGCCGGCCCGUGAGCCGCGAGUCGCGCACACCGCGGCUGACGACGGCUGAGCUUGCUGCGCUGUCGUGGCGGGAGCAGCUCAAGUAUCGCAAGCGGAUGCAGGCUGAGCAGGAGCAGCAGAUGGAGCAGGAGGAGGAGCGAGAGCAGGCCCGAUUUGAGGGCAUGCCCGCUUGGAAGGCCGCACUCCUCAAGGAGCGCCAGCGGAAGAAGUGGGAGGCGGAGGCACCGAUGCGAGAGGCACAGCGCCGCGAGCGGGAGCGCCAGGAGUGGUUCAACUCGCUGCCACAAUGGAAACAGGACCUCCUCAUCAAGAAGCAGAUGGCCCAGUGA
Molecule: messenger RNA, 1614 nt
Organism: Salpingoeca rosetta
Lineage: Eukaryota; Choanoflagellata; Craspedida; Salpingoecidae
Exons: 10
Coding region: 310-1614 (434 amino acids)
Source: RefSeq, a predicted model, not a curated record